UGCUUUAGCUUCCAUCGUCGUUUCGAGGCUCCAAUUGCUUGCGUUCGUCGACGCAGCUCUCCGGCGUCGUUUUGCUUGAUUUGCAUUUCAGUUUCUGUCAUUGGCACUAAUGGACCUAGCACUAAUGGACCCUUAUGGGACAAAUCCUGGACCAAUUGAUGGUUCAGUGCUUUAUGAUCAGGAGAAGCAUGUGUCUUCAGCAGUUUGGGAUGGACAGGAGCGUGGUGCACUUAGAUGUCAUGAACACACUUCGAAGCUUGAUCAAUGGACACUCACGGAAAAGCAGAUUGAGUUCGUAGAUCAGGCUGGAUUUGGUUAUUUAAGAUUGAUUCCUGCAAUUAGUCUAGAUAACCCACUCAUUUCUGCCCUAGUCGAAAGGUGGAGGAGAGAAACAAACACUUUUCACUUGAAUGUUGGAGAAAUGACAGUAACUCUUAAAGAUGUUGCGCUAUUGCUUGGACUAGCUAUUGAUGGAGAACCUGUUAUUGGAAUAACGCAUACCACCUGCAACUCCGUUUGUGAGAGGUAUCUUGGAAGAGCACCAGAGUCUAGUUAUACUAGUGGUGGAAUGGUGAAGCUAAGCUGGUUGAAAGAGUUCUUUUCCUAUUGUCCUGAAGAUGCACCACUUGAAGUGAUUGAGUGCCAUACACGUGCUUACCUCUUAUACCUUGUUGGAAGUACAAUAUUUUCCACUACCACUGGGAAUAAAGUCCCUGUCAUGUACCUUCCAUUGUUUGAGAAUUUUGACCUAUGUGGGAAAUAUGCCUGGGGGUCAGCAGCUUUGGCAUUCUUGUACAGGGCACUUGGCAAUGCCUCACUGAGAUCUCAAAGUACAAUUAGUGGCUGUUUAACACUACUACAGUGCUGGAGUUACUUUCACCUGAAUAUUGGACGACCAAAGCUCAACACUGAUUCAAUGCAUGAUCGUUUCCCUUUGGUGCUUAGCUGGAAGGGAAAACAAAGUGGGCCAACAACAAACCGUGAUGUAGUGUUUUACCGUAAAGCUCUGGAUUCGCUGAAAUCAUGCGACGUGGAGUGGCUUCCUUAUAGAAAUAUGGACAGUACAGUGAUUCCAGAAGAUAUCAAGAGCAAUCUAAUUUUAGGGAGGUCAAAAACAAUGCUAAUAUGCUUUGACAAGGCAGAAAGGCAUCUCCCAAAUCGUUGCCUAAGGCAAUAUGGCAUGUUUCAGUCAAUCCCAGAGGAUGUACAGCGAUGGGAGAGAAAGAGUCGUGGAGUUGAUGGCGGGGUUGACUUGUCGGGUAAAAUGGAGUCAGAGAUUAAUGAAUGGUUGGAACGUCGAUUUCAUAUUGUGGAAGGUGAUGAUGGUGCAGAUGAAAGUGAUUAUAUGCAGUGGUACCUGAGAAUUACGCGUAAGUUUGUAGGGAGGCCUAUAUCUCUCUCGUCUGAGUUUCAAAGAACGAAUGCCGGUUUGAGGGAGAUCGCACGCAUGGCAGAUACAUUCUCAACAAAUGGGUUGGACGAGGAACAAGUUGACUUAAUUAGUAGUAUCAGGACUAUUGCGCAUGAAUGUUUGAGGGACCAGGUUGGCGGUCCGUACAUAGUGUCAGCCACCCCACAAAUCGAAGUUGGGAAAAGGAUAAGAGGGAAGGAGAGGGUGAGAAGGAAAGGUACGGGAAAACGUUUGCGGAAGGAUGAUCCAGCACAAUAUAUUGCUGCUAGUGAGGAUGAUCAGUCUCAGUAUUGUGGUGCCACUGUCAGGGUUGAGCAGUUACCAUUACAUCAACUACAUAGAGAGGAAGAUCAUUCACAGCUGUGUCCUGUUGAUAACGAGGUGACUGGUUUGGAUAUGAUCAAUGGAGAUGGUGAGGGUGAGAAUAUGCAGCUAUGCAAUGCUGACAUUGGGUUUGAUCAUUCAGAGCUAAGCCAUGAGGCUGGUGGGGAAGGUAAUGCUGAGCUAAUCCAUGCUGUUGUCAAGGUUGAUGACACACAGCUCUUUGAAGCAACCGGAAAGAUCAACGACUCACAACUUUGUGAUGUCAUGAACGAAGUCAAGGACUCACAGUUUUCUGAUUCAGCUAAGGUGGUUGAUUCACAGAUUUGUGAUGCAACUAACGAGGUCGGUGACUCAGCGCUUCCUCAUGUUACCAGUGAGAGUGAUCGACAAACAUCUAAAGUGGAAGCAGAGGUUGUUCCAGAGUCUUCUCUUGAAACUCCUCAGGAUAUUGCACAACAGAGUAAAUGUAGUGUUGUAGUAUAAAGUAAAGGUGCUGUCAUGCAAUUUUUCUGAGGCAUUGCGAGGCUAACGAUACGAAGAUGCAGCUAGAUUAGUAGUAAAGUAAAAGCUCUUAACAUGUAUAAAGGCUGUGGAUUUUUGGCUAGACAAUAAGAUACUUGUGAUCAUGUUGAUUAGUGUACUGUUUUCUGCUGUAACAUUUCACGUUUUAUUGCAUCUGAUCUAUUUUGGUAACGUCUUCUUUAGUU
This is a messenger RNA of Prunus avium (sweet cherry), 2442 nucleotides long. Its product is annotated as Aminotransferase-like, plant mobile domain family protein. Gene Ontology annotation, biological process: meristem development; meristem maintenance. Lineage: Eukaryota; Viridiplantae; Streptophyta; Magnoliopsida; Rosales; Rosaceae. The record is from RefSeq and is a predicted model, not a curated record.